AUGUCUGCCGGCGAUAUAGAUGUCGUAAAGCAGAAGGGAAUCAAAAAAUCUAGAAGAAGAAAGAAGAGAAGAACAGCAGAUAGCUCAGAUUCAGAAUCAUCGUCAUCAUCGGAUAAUGAAUCUAUUACUAUGGAAGUAAGUAAUACUCCCAUCAAUGCCGAAGUUUCUGAUGUGGAACUAUCAGAUAAUGAAUCUGCAGGAAAGGAAGCUGAUGAAGAAGUAUUAGAUACCGCUACUAAAGAUAAACUUUCCGCUAUAGCGUUUACCACAACCCAGCUAACGCAGAGAGGUGGUUCUAGCAGUGAUAAAAAAGAUGCAAUGGAUUUGAAGAAAGUAGGUGAAACUGUCGAAACAGCUAAAACCAAUCUGGUAAAUAGUGAUCUUGUACAGAACGCCAUCAAGUCUGGAGAAAAUUCAAAAGAUUUAAAGAAAGAAUAUCUUGGAUUAAUGUUUGAGAAUUAUGGAGAGGAUAUUAACGCUCUAAGAAAUGCUCCUGACUUUACAAAUAAGUCACUGGUUUUACUAGCGAAUGUUUUGAAAGAAGGUUCAAAUAUGUUUGAAACAGACAGCUUAAAAACGAUUCUCGAUUCAAAAUAA
Messenger RNA from Maudiozyma saulgeensis, 597 nucleotides. The record is from the annotation of a GenBank genome assembly. NCBI's taxonomy places the organism in Eukaryota, Fungi, Ascomycota, Saccharomycetes, Saccharomycetales, Saccharomycetaceae.